Messenger RNA from Microthlaspi erraticum, 477 nucleotides. NCBI's taxonomy places the organism in Eukaryota, Viridiplantae, Streptophyta, Magnoliopsida, Brassicales, Brassicaceae. The record is from the annotation of a GenBank genome assembly.
AUGUCAUACCGCAACACUGAUGUUGCUAACCCUCAGGACCAAGUAUAUCCUCAACAACAAGCAGCUCGAUCGAGUCAGGUGCCACAACAUGGGUAUGGUCAAAAGAACAAUUACCAAGGACCACAAGGCACUUUCCCUGGACAACAAAUGAAUAUCCCACCAGGCUUCCCCCACCAACCGCCCCAGCCUGCACCUUCACAAGAGAAUGAGCUCAAAGCAAUGCUAAAGCAACUACUUCAAGGGCAAGCUGAUGGGGUAGUGGACACAAGCAAGAAGCUAGCUGAAAUAAACUCUAAGAUCGAGAACCUCAACACAAGGGUUUACUCUCUGGAGAAUCAUGCUUCUUCUGUUGCUGCUGCUACAAAGCAAGGACAACUACCUGGUAAAGCUAUUCAGAACCCCAAGGAACAGUGCAAGGUCAUCUUCACUCAAGAAGGACUUGUUGAAGAAGAGGAUCACACUACAAGAAUUCAGUGA